AUGUUGAGCAUGCACUAUGUCAAUUGGUUUUGGCCACCAAUUGAACAUGCCCAAAUUGGCAACCAACUAAUUAUUUGUCCAAUUAAAAUUGUGGUUCAGUUUUUUAUCCAAAUCCCCAACGAAUCGACCAGAAGGGCAAAAGAUGCAGAACGUGUGAGGAAUGCCACCAUGCACCC
Dentiscutata erythropus is the source of this 176-nucleotide messenger RNA. Lineage: Eukaryota; Fungi; Glomeromycota; Glomeromycetes; Diversisporales; Gigasporaceae. The record is from the annotation of a GenBank genome assembly.